Molecule: messenger RNA, 1086 nt
Organism: Medioppia subpectinata
Lineage: Eukaryota; Metazoa; Arthropoda; Arachnida; Sarcoptiformes; Oppiidae
Source: the annotation of a GenBank genome assembly
AUGCCACUAUCUAAUGAUGAUAUUCAUGCGUUGGCACCACGGUACACACAAUUAAAGUACCUUGCUCGUGGAUCGUACGGCACAGUAUGGCGAGCGGUCGACACCCAAACUAAACAGAAUGUGGCAAUCAAAAGGAUAUCGUGUAUGGAUCAACAUAUGAAACGUUUCAUCUUAGAAACAGAUGAACUCAUUCAUAUAUUAUAUCAGCGAUUACUACGAGAGAUUAAAAUACUCACACAUUUCAGCCACGAAAACAUUGUAGACAUCAAAGACUUGAGGUACAAAUCCGGUAACACCAUCCCUAUCGAGCACGUAUACAUUGUGCAAAGCCCUAUGCAAUUUAAUUUAGCCACGAUGUUGAGUAUGACAAAGCUAUCCAAUGACCAAAUAGCAUUUUUCACUUAUCAAAUACUACGUGCGUUAAAGUACAUACACUCGGCCAAUGUGUUGCAUCGGGACAUUAAACCGGCAAACAUUUUAGUCAACAACAACGGUGACCUUAAACUAUGUGAGUUUGAUUUAGCACGGGUGUCUGAUCCCCAGUACGACCAUAAUGGCGUUCAUACAGUGUACGUGACUACCCGAUGGUACAGAGCUCCUGAAGUUAUGCUGACCCAGAGUUGCUAUAAUAAUUCGAUAGACGUAUGGUCUGUGGGUUGUGUGUUCGCCGAAAUGUUGUCCGGUGAACCACUAUUUCCUGGUCAACAUUAUUACCAACAGGUUAAUUGCAUAUUAGAUGUCCUGGGUGGCGAUCUAGAUGUGAGCUGGAUCACUAACGAAUAUAUACGUGCUAUGAUAAUCUCGCGACCAGUAAAAGAUCAAGUUGAUUGGGCACAACGAUUUCUUAAGGCUAACCCCCAAGCCCUGGAACUAUUGGACCGUUUGUUAACAUUUAACCCUAAUUUACGCAUUAGUGUUGACGAGGCGUUGACGGACACAUACUUCGAGCUGUACUACAACCCUAACAACCUACGGGUGGCCGAACAUCCACUGACAAUCGCUGAGGAGGUUGAUGAUCAUCUGUCGACUGAUCAGUUAUCUCAAAUGAUUAUCAAUCGAAUUAAUGUGUUUAAUGCAAUACCUUAA